This is a messenger RNA of Anthonomus grandis grandis, 1279 nucleotides long. RefSeq names its product 39S ribosomal protein L1, mitochondrial (gene mRpL1). The transcript has 8 exons. Lineage: Eukaryota; Metazoa; Arthropoda; Insecta; Coleoptera; Curculionidae. The record is from RefSeq and is a predicted model, not a curated record. Bases 150 to 1241 code for a protein of 363 amino acids.
CCUUAAGUAGAAAUCAAAAGUGUGGUUAGGUUUUGGAAUGGUGUUUAAAUUGUUUGGUUAGAGGAAAUUGAGAAAAUAAAUUGAUUAAGAAAAAGAAAAUAAAGGAUACAUCAAAGAUUUUUAGGAUUUAGUUCACAUUUUCAUAAAAAAUGUCUUUAUUAACAAAUAAACUCUCCAAGAUUAUUCACUUUUCUUGGAACAAUAACCUAAAUAGGGUCAUUUUGCCACUGGCAGCUGACUCACUUCAAGUUAGAAAUUAUGCUGCUCGUAAAGGUACAAGGGAGCGCAAGAGAAAAGCCAAAGUUCAAAAGGUAGAAGUUCCAAAAGUUGGGUUUAUUCCUCACAAUUUAAAAAACAGGGAUAAAAUAUUAGCUGCUCGACCUAUAAAGAAGUUUGAUGAUAGUUGGAAAAGGGACCCCAUCGAUGAUGUAUUUGCGAUGAAAUAUUAUAAAUGGAUCGUUUAUCCAUUUGCGGAAGCAAUCAAAUGUCACAGACAAACGCAUCAUCCUACAAUGUACAACAUGCCCAAUGCGCCGCUGAAUGUUACUAUCGAAUUAAACAUGCAAGGGGAAAAGAAGACGAGAUUCAUCGAUAAUUUCAAAAGGAUUGCAGCAGUGCCACAUCCCUUUGAUCACGGAGAAGAUAGAGCUAUAAUUGCUUUUGCUAAGAAUCCAGAAAGUAUAAAGGAAGCAAAAGAUGCAGGUGCAUCGCUUGCUGGAGGCGUGGACCUAAUUAAACAGAUUCAAAAUGGUCAGGUACACUUAAAUGAUUUCCAAUAUAGUAUUGCACAUCCCGAUAUUUUACCCGAAUUGGUGGUUUUAAGAGGAAUUAUGAAAAGGAAAUUUCCGAAUGCCAAAAAUGACACAUUAACCCCUUUAGUAGGAAAAGUCGUUAGUCAAUUCGUAAAUGGUAUUAGUUAUCAGGCUUUAAAGGACGAGUACGAGAAAGAUUUUGGCCAGAUCGAGGCGACUUUGGGAACGCUAGACAUGGAUGAAAAACAUCUGGAAGAGAACUUUGCGGCGUUAAUAAACGACGUAAAUACUCAAAAACCAAAGAGAGCCGGAGGUUUUAUUAAUCGGUGCAUAUUAUGGAGUCCACCAUCAAGGGAAACACUUAAAAUCGACCACGAACAAUAUCUUACAGCAACAUCAGAGCCUAAAAAGGAAGAGAAAAAUCAAGAGGAUGCGCAAAAAGAAGAUGAUGAAGAAGAGGAGGUAAAAGAAGGAGUGGUGACUUUAUAAAAAUACCUUAUAAUAUAAUAAACAAUUUGUUAGGAUUA